Coregonus clupeaformis (lake whitefish) is the source of this 2896-nucleotide messenger RNA. RefSeq lists its product as uncharacterized. The record is from RefSeq and is a predicted model, not a curated record. Lineage: Eukaryota; Metazoa; Chordata; Actinopteri; Salmoniformes; Salmonidae. Bases 1422 to 1937 code for a protein of 171 amino acids. The transcript is spliced from 4 exons.
GCAUAAGAUAUAGCAGGCUGUUAUUACUGACCCUGGUCUAUUGCUCUGUUUCCUAGUAUUGUACCACCAACUCUGCUACUACUAACCAAAUAGUCUGUAGAUAGAGCCCAUGUCCUAACACUAUCUCAAUUCGUCUUUCCUUCAUUCCUAUCUUCUCAACCCUAAUUCAAGGUCCCUCCCUCAGAUGUUCUCUUCCAAUGUGUUUUGAGGAGGAGUAGAAGGGAGGAUGCAAGGAAAGAUUGAGAUUCACCCAUGGAAACCCCUCUGUGAAGUCUGCCUUCCUGAUCUGACAUAGCAGGCUCACCCACAGGAAGGGCUAAGGACAGGAGGAUCAGCUGUGGCAGCCUGACAGGUGUACUUAUCCAUCUGUCACAAACUCGUCAUCUCGCUACUACCUUAGUGUCUGUUUGCCUCACUGUCCCUGGCCUUCUUUCCCUCACUCCAUCUGUUUCCCCCAUCUGCUACCAUAAAAACUAUAGCAAAGCUUACAUACAGCAAGUAUACAGAAUCUGUAGAUAUAUGCCGGUAAACUAAGGCAGAUGCAUGUAGAAACCAAGGCAGACAUUUGGUUGAGAGUAAAAUUCACUGGAUGAACAAAACAAUUAACCUUAACAUCUAGCUAUAGAAACAAAAGGUAACCCAAGCAGUUUAUUUCCAUCAAUGAAUGACAUGAUCAAGGGUGGUGGUGACUUGUGCUAUUUGGGUACAAUGUGGUGGAAGGCUGAUGGAUCCAUGUUAGACGUCUCGACAUAGGAUCUUGACUUGGUAUUGACUGAUUCAUUGAUGCAAUCAAGUUCAAUUGGCAGCUAUUCGAAAGAAAAGAGGAUAUCCCCUCUCUGAUAUUGAAAACAAAAGUGAUGCCUUUUAACACUGUGUUCCUCCAGACCAUCGGUUCUCUCCCUCUCCCUACCCCCUCUUUCACUAUGAUUUAUGGUUAGAUUACUCAUCCAUCAGAACUAAAAUAAAUAUCACCUGGCAACUCGUAGGCCUAUACUAUACCUACGCUGACAGUUCAUUAUAACUAACCAAAUUCAAGAAAUGGGAACAGGUCAUUCCAUGUCAUUGAAAUCAACAUGACAUGCUUGUUUCUUUCCUACACUGGUUUGUUUGCAUCCCUGUAGGAUCUAAUGAAAUAAGUAGCACUUACGUCUUCAACUAAUCUGCCUGAGAAGCAAGGAGGGUCAUCUGUUAAAUCCCCAUAAGAGGAGACUAGCCACUUUACCGGACAAAUGCACACUAGUCCAACCGGAGUACCUCAAACAAUGCGGUCACUGUGAUGAAUAAUUUGGAGUACCUGACUUUCUUGGAUACCGCUAAUAGACUAUUUACAGGUCUGAAAAAACAGCCCAUCAGUUGAGUUCCUUCAGCUGAGAGAUACUGAAACCCUACUGUAGCGCUGAAAGCAGCACACACACAACUAGAUGGAUCUUAUGGUGGAUCUUAAGUCCCUGGGUGAUCCCAUCAAGCAGUUCAGCGAUUAUGUGUCGGGGACGGGGACCAAACCGGACAACAAAAUAGGAACCAAAAAGAGCACGGGGGCCCGACGGAAGAGCAUAGUCGUGAGCACAGGGGCUCGACGGAAGAGCGUAGUUGUAGUCCGGAGGCACAGCAUAGUCAGGAGAAAGAGUGUCCCUUGUGCCAAAACUUGCACCAAGCAGAGAGCCGUACCAGAAUCCUGGCUCAGUGCAUACCAGGCUGACAUUCAAAGAGAAAGGAAACUGAGAGAGAAGAAGAUUGCAGAGAGGUCCGUCAGAAGGAGGAGCCAGCAUUUCAGGAGCCAGCACUGCCUCCCUAAGAGUAAGACCAAUGCCAAGAGGAACCAGAAAUCUGCGAAGGAUGAUUCGCUGUUUGGUGCCUUCCAGGGGCUCAGUCUGAACGUGACAGGAGGCGUCCAGAGCUCUAUGGCCUCAGGCGGAGACCAGUGUAAAUUAAUGUGAGACAAAAGACUUGACUCAUAUAACCUGGCCUCGGCUUCCAGGCAUCGCUCACGUGUGUGAAAGCCUGGGCCGAGGCUACAUAUCACCUAACACUUUAACCUUGUCCACCAGCAGGCUCUCUCUCUCUGACAUGUAUAUGCAGUAAUAAUUGAGACUGGGGACAAGGUUACCUACACUUGACCUUGUGAGACAUUAUGAGAAGACUCUGAACUAUGGGAAAAACAACCGGUCUUGUGUGGUGAUGAGAAAUGACAAUGAAGCCAAAGUUUUAAAGGUAGACUCAACGAUAUGAUGUAGAUGCAGAAAGUAAACAGAAUAGUGGGUCAGACUAAGCGCAAUGUUGUUUGGUUCAGUUACUACUACGUUCUAACAGGGUUUCCACAAGUUGCCACUGUCAAAAUUGUCUCGUAAAAAUGCAUGGGGAAAAAAGGUCUUAAUUUAAGGUUAGGCAUAAGGCUAGCAGUGUAGAUAAGGUUAGGUUUAAAAUAACUUUUUAAGAAGCGAAAUUGUACAAAUAGGCGGGGUUUAUGACUUUGUGGCUGUGGUAACUAGUGAAGAUCCUCUAACAGCUUGAAGUGAACCCGUGCAGAUACUGUGUGAGAGCGUCAUCUUGCAUCUCCCUCAUCUCAAUAUCAGUCUACUUUUUUUAAGUUUGUGUAAAGAUGAAGGGUGUAAGUGCACUGGCAUAUCAGACACCACGAGCUCUGGGGGCCCAUGCACGCCUGUCAUUGAUGUUUAUUUUAUUUAAUAAAUCAUUUUGACGGUAACCCUCCAAAAAGUCAUUCAUAAACUUUUUUAAAUUCCAUAUGUACUAGGAAGCUAAGUGUUUGUUUCUUGGGCUUCAGAAAUGUGACUGAAAAGUGCCUCAGGCCUUGUAGCAACUGAUAAAAUGCCAAUAAUGUACUAGCUGCUAAUGUAAUAACUUUUGCAUUUAGAAUGUAAUAAAUGCUGAUAAUGUA